This is a messenger RNA of Ectocarpus siliculosus, 342 nucleotides long. The record is from the annotation of a GenBank genome assembly. Lineage: Eukaryota; Phaeophyceae; Ectocarpales; Ectocarpaceae.
AUGAGUGGAAAGUCGCUGCCGGAUGCAAUAGCGCGCGAGAUCGGGACGAUAAAGAUCGUUUGGCGCGACUGUGUCAAGGUCGGGAAAGAGUUCUCGGACAACUGCCGGGAGUACGCCACGGUAAGCUCCUACAAGCAGGCCAACAAGACCGACGCCGUGGCCACCGGAGGCGCGGGGACGGGAGCGGGCGAGGGCAUGAGCUUCUCGUCUACCACAAGUUGCGGCAACAGUAGUGCUGCGGGACGUGGGGUGGCGGACGGCCAUGGUGGUCGUAGUUUCGGGGAAUUCAACUCUUCUGUUCAGCGUUCCGGGCGUAAUUCUGGUGGUGAAUGGCAAGAGUGA